UAGUAACCCUUGAAAAUGACAUCUUCUGUUUUGAGCAAAACUUAAAAAACAUUAACUUAUAAAAAGAAAGUGCUUCCAAAAAUGUCGAAGUAUCCACUUCGACCAUUUAUACAACCUGUAAUCCUGCGCCGCUUGAGCGAUAAGCCCAAGCUGAGCAACAAGCCCUCAAACACCCCUCGCCCGCCAAAGGAUCCUCCGGAUGAGGGCUACCAGCCGACCAGCGUCGACCACGAGGGGAUCGAUGUGGCCCCGUUUGUGAGACCCUCUUCCUUCCGCCAGUUCAGUGGACCUGACGAGAAGCUGGGACCAGGAGCAGGCAAGGCCCUCCCCUACAAGAACUCCAGCUACUUUGGCUAUCAUCGGUUCUCGUUUAUGGAACUCAUGGUCACGACAGUGGAACUGCGCGACGAACGUCGAUUGGACGGAGGACUCCAGGCAGCCAUUGAAGCGGACGAUGAACCCGAGGGUAGCGAGGCCCAACUGGAGACCAUGAAGAAACUGGAAGGCGAGUGCGAUGCGAUACUAGCCAACCAAGCCAAGAAAGCCGAGGAGGCCAAGAAAGCGGAGGAGGCCAAAGCCUCGGCCAAAGAAGAGAAGUGUCUUCAGGCAAUGAGCGACGAGGAGCUGAAGGAGUGGUGCAAGAAAAAGGAGGAGGACAUCAAAAAGAAGGAGCAGGAAAAGAAGGAGGCCACAUGCGCGCCCAAGGAGAAGAACAUCCAGGACAUGAGCGACGAGGAGCUGAAGGAGUGGUGCAAGAAAAAGGAGGAGGACAUAAAAAAGAAGGAGCAGGAAAAGAAGGAGGCCACUUGCGCGCCCAAGGAGAAGAAUAUCCAGGACAUGAACGACGAGGAGCUGAAGGUUUGGUGUCAGAAAAAGGAAGAGGACAUCAAGAAGAAGGAACAACAAAACAAAGACGAAGAAACCAAGAACUGUAAGGAGAAAGAAAAUACUGAAGCUGCUGAAAAGCCCAAGUGUGAAACCGAUGAAAACAAAAAAGAUUAAGAAUAUAAAAGGAUCUAUGGCAAAUUUACAAUAUUAAUAAAGAAUUUAUAAAUUGAA
Molecule: messenger RNA, 1059 nt
Organism: Drosophila yakuba
Lineage: Eukaryota; Metazoa; Arthropoda; Insecta; Diptera; Drosophilidae
Product: vicilin-like seed storage protein At2g18540
Exons: 1
Coding region: 82-1002 (306 amino acids)
Cellular component (GO): mitochondrion
Source: RefSeq, a predicted model, not a curated record